Molecule: messenger RNA, 501 nt
Organism: Dracunculus medinensis (Guinea worm)
Lineage: Eukaryota; Metazoa; Nematoda; Chromadorea; Rhabditida; Dracunculidae
Source: the annotation of a GenBank genome assembly
AUGCGUGGAUCAUCUGGCGACGUUAUUCGGACUUCAAAUCACUUGGAAUGGGUUUUGCUAUCGGUUCGUGAGAAGCAGCGAUGGGUGGUAUUGGGUCUGAUUCCUUAUUGUGGUUGGCGAUACGGAAAGGCAAUUCACAAAGUAAAAUGUGGCAAAGUCGAUUAUCUGCUCAGUGGUAUAUGUUAUGGCCCAGAUAAAACGAGUAGUGUGGAUUGUUUAAAUGAAGCACUUGAAUUUUUCCGAACGAUUCAGUUUCCUUAUUUGAAUGAAUGUGUGGAAUGCUGGGCCAACGAUGGCGGUAUUCUCUUCAUUCAUCCAUUAUUCCCAUCUGGAACUCUUCGCGAUUAUUUACAUAAGAGUCAUUGGAAGGAUGAAUUUUUGAAGAAAUACUGCAUAGAUCAUCAACUAACAUCGUUAGAAUUAAUCGAUGUUCGUUUAAUAUGUCGUCAAGUUCUCGAAGCUUUGUCAUUUCUCAACGCUUUAUCUAUUCCCUAUCGUUAG